AUGUCAUCGGUCGAAUCGCGCCAGUCGGUCGCCGUUAUUGGCACUGGCAUGGCCGGCCUCAUCACUGCAUACAUAUUAAGGAACGACCCACGUGCUAGAUUCGAUGUGGAGGUGUUUGAGAAGCAAAAAGAAUUGUCGCUCGACUCUGCGUCGCUCACUGUCAAGACCAACGCGGGGACAGAGCAGCGGGUGGAUCUGCCCAUGCGAGCCUUUGCAAGUGGUUUCUACGACAAUCUGAGACGUAUGUACGACUAUCUGGGAAUUGAAUAUGGAUCGCAAAGAUUUAUUUUUCCAUUUUCAACUAUCUCGGAAUCAAAUCCAAACGAUAUGCAUACGCGAUUCAUUCAUUCAUCUCACACCCAUCAAUUCCCCCCACUUCGACCUCGAGGAUCUUCAUGGGCAUCCUGGCUUGUCGAGGCCCUCUACCUGUUAGUCUGCUACCUCUGGAUGGUGGCUUGUUCAUUCUUCAUCGAGCCUAGACAAGGAGAUGGUUCAAGGCCAUCAGAAACCUUUCGCCAGUACGCGGCGAGAAUCUGUUUGCCACAAUAUUUCGUGAAGCAUUACUAUCUUCCAAUCAUGUCUGCGGUGACAACUUGUCCCCAUGAUGCAUUACUGAAUUUCCCAGCGGUCGAUAUCGUCGAUUAUCAGGCCAAGACCUUCCGCAAACCGCAUUACACCGUCAUCGGUGGCGUCAGUAAAGUUCAAGAUAAACUUUCCAAGGGUCUCAAUGUGCGAUAUUCCUCAGCAGCGACUAAGGUCGAGAAUGUCGGCUCGAAAGCCCAACUGACCUGGAAGAACGAUGAUACCGGCUUCGUGGAAUCCAAGUUGUAUGAUCAUGUCAUCAUGGCCGUUACCCCGGAUGUUGUUCGCGCUAUCUUCUCUCCGCUUCGAAGUGCGCUAGCUGUUAUCCCGACCGCUUCCGUCCCUGCAUAUGUUCAUCGUGAUUUCGACCGGUUGAAGAAAUGCAGCCAGGUCGUGGAUGGAAAUAUAAACCCUGAGCCUGGUCUUCCGCCUCCUGAACGAAUCCAUCUUUGUUCGAAUUCUUCGUCAACUGAAUUCACUCAUGAGCAUCUUUCUUCUGUCAUCAUCACGACUUCGCCUAUCAUUCCCAUUGAUCCCUCGAAAAUAGAACACACUGUGACGUUUACACGGACUCUGCGGACUCCUAUCAGCCGGAAAGUGACGAAUGAGAUCUUCGGCCCACCGUCACAAAGUGACGUAGACUCGAAGCAAUGGCGGAACGGGGACGGGAAUGUCUGGCUUGUGGGAAGUUGGUGUUGGGACGGUAUGGUCCUGCUCGAGGGGUGCAUAGCCUCGGCUCUGCGAAUAGCAGAUAGCCUCGAUAUCGAGGUUCCGUGGGCUUCAUGA
This is a messenger RNA of Penicillium longicatenatum, 1368 nucleotides long. RefSeq lists its product as uncharacterized. Lineage: Eukaryota; Fungi; Ascomycota; Eurotiomycetes; Eurotiales; Aspergillaceae. The coding region runs from base 1 to 1368 and encodes 455 amino acids. Gene Ontology annotation, molecular function: oxidoreductase activity. The transcript has 2 exons. The record is from RefSeq and is a predicted model, not a curated record.